UGUGGGCAACGAUUCAGGCGGGCGGUGAGGACGGGCAGCCGGCGCCAUGACGGACCGCUACAACAUUCACAGCCAGCUGGAACACCUGCAGUCCAAGUACAUCGGCACGGGCCACGCCGACACCACCAAGUGGGAGUGGUUGGUUAACCAGCACCGCGACUCGUACGCCUCCUACAUGGGCCAUUUCGACCUGCUCAACUACUUCGCCGUGGCCGAGAACGAGACCAAGGCCCGAGUCCGCUUCAAUCUCAUGGAGAAGAUGUUGCAGCCGUGUGGGCCGCCACCCGACAAGCCCGAGGAGGCCUGAGGAGCCUCCGACCCUGGGCGAGGGCAAGGAGAGGCCGAGGGGGUGAGGGAAGGAAGAGGUGGUUGAGGGAGGAGCUUGAGCCGGGGAAAGGGGGUCUCAGAUUUGGGAAGGGGCAGCCUCUGGCUCACUCCCACCCCCCACCCCCUGCAUCUCCUCUCAGCCCCACUCCACCUACCUUCCUGCCUAUCUUCACAUACCUUCCUCCUUCCUCCUCUGUUCCAGCCCCUCCUCAAACUCCCUCCAUCCUCCCCUCCCUCCUUCCCAUCCUCACACUUCUCUUCCCUCCUUCUCUUACCUCUAUCCUCCCCAUCUCCUCUCCCAGCCUUUUUCCACCCUCCAUCCUUUCUCACCCAGUUCCUCUCCACCCAGCCCCUCACCAUCGUCCCUCCUUCAAACCUGAGACUCUUCAGCAGAUGCGCCCUCAAGACCCUGCAGCUCAGUCACAAGUCCCUGGCCCAUUUCCAUCUGGACUCAUGAAACUACUUCUCUCCCCCCCCCCCCCCGGGGAGUUGCCGCUCUUUUUCUUCCCACGGCUGCUGAGGGGUUCCACGCUUGCCCACCCUGCCUCUAUUUUGGGUUCGUCCUUGCUUGGCAUUUCAGUCCAUGGUGGUAACUGCAAUCAAAUUGUUUUAGCCAUCACCAUUUUCCAAGGUUAUCUGUUGCUUGCUGCCAUAGCCCAGGGUGCAACAACUGGUAGUGGUCGACCUGCCGUGAUCUAAUAUCCUGCCAAACGCACCGCGACCCCUCAGGUGAGGAGUCUGCUGAACUCGCCCUGCGCUGCAUCAUUGCUGCAAAGACUUCUGCUUGACAUGACGUGCUCUUUUUGCAGAGUUGGAAACACCAGACUUUGACUCGUUAUUUCUCACAAACACCAGCAACCAUUGAGGCGAUACCUGAUAUUGUCCAAAUGUAGGAGCGGCUCUCUCACAAGAGUUGUCCUUUGGCUGACUUUCUGAAGGAUAAAAAGCGUCCCUUUUCAAACUUGUAGCUUUCAAGUCGUCCAGUGAACUGGAAUCACUGUUGGUGCUUCAGCAAGAUGAGACCACAACUGCAGUAACUGACAGGAAGCCUCGUGUCCCCACUGCACCUAAUAUCACUAUGUGGACCCCACAAUGAGAAGCUUUGGUCUUCAGGGAUAACCUCUUUGAACAGGAAGAGGUUUGCAUUUGGAUUAUUCAUCAGUAUCUACUGGUCGAUUCUAGUGUGUUGAGGAGGCCUGGGAGAAAAUUCUCAGUGAAUAAAACAGGGGUAACAGUCUCUGUCUCCACGGAUGUCGCCUGACCCGCUGAGCUCACCCAGUGACUUGGUUUCUGCUCACCAUCAGCCAGUGAUUUGCCCUGUUAGUAGAGUGCGGCUGCCAAACUCUGCCGAGGAGCUGGGGGAGAUUUUAUUUCACCAAGUGACCUCGGCCAAAGUCCCUUCACCUCGACCCGGCUUGCUGAGUCCCAACAGGAUGCGGAACAAAGAUGGCGUUCGUGGCAUGCCACAUGAAUUAACCAAUAUUUGCUUAACAAAUGAUUAACAUCAUGAUUGGAAAAUUCAUUAUUAUUUCUGUUUAAGGGAUUCUAAGUUCAUAUUGACUUCUACGUUUACCACAGUGAGUACAUCUGGAAAGGAACCUGAUUUUGAUGUAGUAAGGCGAGCUAUUUAAAUAUAGUACUACUUUUUCCCAAACAAAGGAAUGCAUGUGGCGUAGAGUAACAGACUUUGGGAUGGAACCCAAACCACUGAGUGAUUCUCAGACCUCGAGCGUCCACCAGUCCACCUGCAAAGAGGGGUUGUGUUUUGACGGAGAUUCGCACUGGAUGACUGGCUGGCUUUGGAACCGCAACAGCCCUGCCUGUGAUGGUGAGGAGCCCCUCCCAUUCCAUUGCAUUGGCUCAGAAGGUGGCCAUUCUGCCCACUGAGUUGAUGCUGGCCUAUCGUUCAGCAGUGGGGGAUUUCAGGCCUGACUGUGUGCCAAGUGGCUGGACUGCUACCGAUAAUAUCGCCAUGUGGACCCCUCAGUAAGAAGCUGUAGUCUUUGGAGAUAAACUCUUCAUGCAGGAGGAGGCUUCCUUUGAGGGGUCCACAUGACCUCAAGUCGAAACUCUUCAAAUCUGGUCUAAGUAAACAAUUUAAGGAUAAAGCUGCUGAAAUUUGUGAAAAUGAGGUUUGGUUAGAUGUUUGUUACUGGUAUAAUAAAUAGUUUUCGGUUA
Mobula hypostoma (lesser devil ray) is the source of this 2505-nucleotide messenger RNA. It is a transcript of the gene sf3b5, whose product is annotated as splicing factor 3b, subunit 5. Gene Ontology annotation, biological process: mRNA splicing, via spliceosome. Bases 47 to 307 code for a protein of 86 amino acids. The record is from RefSeq and is a predicted model, not a curated record. The transcript has a single exon. Gene Ontology annotation, cellular component: precatalytic spliceosome; U2 snRNP. NCBI's taxonomy places the organism in Eukaryota, Metazoa, Chordata, Chondrichthyes, Myliobatiformes, Myliobatidae.